AGGAGAUCCGGACAUGUCGGAGUUAGAAUGGCCCGUGUCCAGAGUUCGCAAGACUUUCAUCGAGUUCUUCCAGUCCAAGGAUGAGAAGGGAGGGGCUGACGGCGGCCACACGUUCUGGGCCUCCAACAGUGUCGUCCCCUACGAUGACCCCACCCUGCUGUUCACCAACGCAGGUAUGAACCAGUUCAAGCCCAUCUUCAUGGGCACCGUCGACCCCAAGAGUCCGCUCGCCCCUCUCAAGCGAGCAUGCAACUCGCAGAAGUGCAUCCGCGCGGGAGGCAAGCACAACGACCUUGACGACGUGGGUAAGGACGUGUACCACCACACCUUCUUCGAGAUGCUCGGCAACUGGAGCUUCGCCACCUACUUCAAGAAGGAGGCCACGGCCUGGGCAUGGGAGCUCCUCACCAACGUGUACGGCCUUGAGCCGGACCGUCUGUAUGCCACCUACUGCGAGGGCGACCAACACAAGGGAGGGACUGUGCCGCCUGACGAGGAGACGCGUCAGCUGUGGCUCCAGUACCUCCCCCCUGAGCGAGUGCUCAAGGGAAACAUGAAGGACAACUUCUGGGAGAUGGGAGACACUGGGCCCUGUGGCCCUUGCACUGAGCUGCACUACGACCGUAUCGGAGGAAGGAACGCUGCUCACUUGGUGAACAUGGACGACCCCAACGUGCUCGAGAUCUGGAACGUGGUGUUCAUCCAGAUGUUCCGCAACAAGGAUCAGUCGCUGAGCAUGCUUCCCGGCAAGCACGUGGACACCGGGAUGGGGCUCGAGCGCAUCACCUCGAUCCUGCAGGGCAAGAUGUCAAACUACGACACAGAUAUCUUCACUCCCAUCUUCGACGCGAUCCACAAGAGAACUGGCGUCAGGCCCUACACCGGCAAGGUGGGCAAGGACGACAGCGACGGCAUCGACAUGGCGUACCGCGUGGUUGCAGAUCACAUCCGCACCCUGACCAUCGCAGUGACGGACGGAGCUCAGCCUGGCAACGACGGGAGGAACUACGUGAUCCGCCGUAUCCUCCGCAGAGGAGUCAGGUACGCCAGGCAGUACCUCUACCCUCCCGGCACGCAGUACGAGGCUGGCUUCUUUUCCAGCUUGUCCUCCAUCGUGGUCGACGUGCUCGGGGAGGCGUUUCCCGAGCUGAAGGGCAACCCAGGAGUUGGCAUGACGCCCGAGAAGGUGGCUUCCAUCAUCUUGGAGGAGGAGGUGUCGUUCCUGCGCACCCUCGACAGGGGUAUCGCCCAGUUCGAGAAGUUUGCCGAGAUGGACCAGUCGGCAGGAAGAAUCAGCGGCGAACAUGCGUUCAUGCUCUACGACACCUUCGGGUUCCCCGUGGAUCUCACGCUGCUCAUGGCGGAGGAAAAGGGAAUCUCCGUCGACUCUCAGGGCUACGAAGAGUGCAUGGAGAAGCAGCGCGCGAAGUCGCGAGGUGAAGCAAAGGAGGGAGAGGUUGUGCUGGUACUGGAGGCCGAGCAGACCGACAAGCUGGCCAAGGAGCUGGGAGUCGUGGCCACCGACGACUCGACCAAGUACGACUGGACGUCAGCUGGCAGCGGGCCACGAGGAAAUGCGACGGUGAAGGCGAUCUGGGACGGCAAGGAGUUCCUGUCGGAGGCGAAGGAGGGGACUUACUGUGGCCUAAUCUUCGACAAGACCAACUUCUACGCGGAGGCCGGAGGACAGCUGUUCGACACUGGCCGCGUCACCACCUCCGAGGCCGUGUUCAACGUCCAGAACGUGCAGAAGUUCGGAGGAUACAUCCUGCACUCGGGCAACCUCGGGUCAGGGUCGGUCAAGGUCGGGGACGCGGCUGAGCUGGACGUGGAUUAUGAGAGGAGAUCGCUCAUCGCCUCGAACCACACCUCCACUCAUCUCCUCAACUUCGCCCUCCGCAAGGUGCUGGGAGCUGACGGGGCGGUGAACAUCGACCAGCGCGGCAGCAUCGUGGGGCCGGACAAGCUGAGGUUUGACUUCUCCUACGGGAAGCCGAUGAAGGUCGAGGAGGUGGAGCAGGUGAGGACGCUGGUGCAGGAGCUGAUCCGAGGAGGCUACCCGCUGCAGAAGAAGGAGGUAGCACUCUCUGCGGCCAAGCAGAUCAAGUCGCUGCGAGCUGUGUUCGGAGAGGUCUACCCCGACCCCGUCCGAGUCGUCAGCGUCGGGCCAGUUCCCCACUCCAUCGACGACCUGCUGGCUAAGCCCGAUAGCGGCGAGUGGGAGAAGCUCUCGGUCGAGUUCUGCGGAGGAACGCACAUGGACAACACCAAGGAGGCGGUCGACUUCUCGAUCCUCGGAGAGGAAGGGACGGCCAAGGGCGUCCGCCGCGUCGUCUGCGUCACACGGGAUGCGGCGAGGCAGGCGAAGCAGGCGGCCGAGGACUUUGACGUGCGCGUGGCAAACGCCGGCAGCAUCACGGACAUGAGCGAGCUGGACCGGGAGAUCUCGAGCAUGCGAACAGACGUGGACGCGAUCGUGAUGGACUAUGUGAGGAAGGAUGCGAUCAAGAAGAACAUCGACAAGCUGAAGGACAAGGUGCUCGCAUGGGAGAAGCAGAUCAUCAAGGAGAAGACGGACUCGGCGCUUCGAUGGGCGGAGGCGCUGGAGGUGAGCGGCAAGUUUGUGGUCGAGGAGGUGGACGUGGACGGAGACGUCAAGGCGAUCGAUGCGGCCAUGAAGACCAUCAACACCAGGGCACCGGCUCUUCCCGUCUGCCUCCUCUCCCGCUCCUCCAAGGGCGACAAGGUCUCUUGCCUGGCUGUGGUUCCAGGAGGAGCUGGAGGCCUGGACGCCAAGGACUGGAUCAACGCGGCGCUCGAGAAGUGCGGCGGCAAGGGUGGAGGAAAGAGCGACCGCGCUCAGGGAGCCGCCAAGGAUGCCAGCGGCUUCGAGCAGGCGGUGGCAGCGGCCAAGGCAUACCCGGCCAGCAAGGGUCUCGCCUAAAGCUCCUGCUAUCUUGUUAUAGACCUGAGGCCUCCC
This is a messenger RNA of Guillardia theta CCMP2712, 2980 nucleotides long. RefSeq lists its product as hypothetical. Gene Ontology annotation, cellular component: mitochondrion; cytoplasm. Bases 14 to 2944 code for a protein of 976 amino acids. The transcript has 2 exons. Gene Ontology annotation, molecular function: nucleic acid binding; alanine-tRNA ligase activity; amino acid binding. The record is from RefSeq and is a predicted model, not a curated record. Lineage: Eukaryota; Cryptophyceae; Pyrenomonadales; Geminigeraceae. Gene Ontology annotation, biological process: alanyl-tRNA aminoacylation; tRNA modification.